AUGGCUGAGGCGGACAUUGAGGGUCCUGAAACCCUGCCCAACACGCCAGAUACAGUGCCCCUGGAUGACCACUUCUUCAGCCCUAGAACCCGCGCAAGGCUGCAGGGCGACUUCGCUCGCCUGGUCCCUGUCAAUCACGCCGCCGUGCUAGCAUUUCAUUCAAUCGCCGAGCGGGCGAGGCUUGAACCUGACUGGAACCCUCACAUUCGCAAGUUCCUUUUCAUCGAGGAAACCGCCCGGCAGCUGUCUCCUGAAUGGGAUGGUAGUGACGCCUCCAGUGAUACGACAGGCGGGCACCCUGCUCAAGUGCUGAUGGGCUACUACCGACUUAGCUUGGAGAUUUUGACCAACCACACUAGACUCGGCUGGGUUAUUGGGAGUGGCAGAAAGGAUCUCGUCAAUGGUGGCGUUGAUUUCCUAUUGACCCUCCAGAAAAACAGACACCACGUCCACGGUCGACAUGCUCGGCUGGUCCACCAUCCUCAAAAUGGUGCGUUGAUGCUCGUUGUUGGCAAAGGCAAGGUUGUUCUUGUCAAUGGUAUUGAACGACUCGAUGGCUCACAGCGAGUUCUUGGGUCUGUGCGUACUGCCCUGUCCUUCGGCAACCUAUCCUACAACCUGGAGUUUACGGGCCUGAAUGAAAAUAAUUAUCGGGAAAAGCUAGGAGAGCUGUUCACCAAGCUUCAUCCUGAUGGUGACGUGCCUCCAAUGUCUCUUGAAUUGACACCUCUUGAGCACCAUCAUGAACUGCACGGGUUUCUCAUCCAUUCUCCGUUCGCAUCUGGUGCCAGCGGUGUGGUUUCUGCGGGCUUUGAAAAGUCUACCGGCCAGGCAGUCGCCGUCAAACGUGUCAAGCGUACGCCAGCGACCGUCGCCCGAAUCCAACUUGAAAUCCAAAUUUACAAGAAAAUAGGAAACCAUCCCAAUCUCUGCCAUUUAAUGGCUGAUCUAUAUUCUGGAGGCGAUGAAUACAGCACAGGCAAGUCCAAGAUCAAUGAUGUCUACCUGGUCCACUCUCCGCUAGCCAGACAGACAUUCCUUGACUUGACCCUCUCGAAAAGGCCGUAUGAAGUUCGCAUGUCUGCCUUUCACCAAGUUUUGAAAGGACUUGCCCAUCUUCACCAGCAUGGUAUCAUGCACAGAGACCUGAAGCCCACGAAUAUGAUGAUCGUCUCGUACUCACCUAUACACGCAAUUAUUAUUGAUUACGGGAGCGCCACUUUCGAUGCUACUUCGACGGACCACUACUGCGGAACCAUCGCGUAUCUUGCGCCGGAAAUUCUCAAGCUCAAGUAUCAAAAUGUGACUCUGAACCCGGAACCCUAUGAUUGUCGCGUGGAUGUUUGGGCCAUGGGACUUUCGGGCUAUCAGCUUUUCUUCCAGCAGCCUUGCAGGUGGGAGAAAGGUGUCAGCAGCGCCACUCAUACAGAUAUCAUACAGACCUUGAAAUCCCGACCAGCGCCUAUCGCUGACGUGCUCGAGAAGAUGCUUUCGUGGCAACGUGUGCAUCGCCCUCAUGCAAACGAGCUGCUUCGGUCCAAGGUUUGGUCCAGGCUUGUCGACGACGCUGAAGCCCCAAACAUCGACAUUUCUGCACCUUCGCAUGUCCACAAAAAGGUGAAGAGGUGA
Molecule: messenger RNA, 1629 nt
Organism: Cladophialophora immunda
Lineage: Eukaryota; Fungi; Ascomycota; Eurotiomycetes; Chaetothyriales; Herpotrichiellaceae
Exons: 2
Coding region: 1-1629 (542 amino acids)
Biological process (GO): protein phosphorylation; mitotic DNA damage checkpoint signaling
Cellular component (GO): cytoplasm; nucleus
Molecular function (GO): protein serine/threonine kinase activity; ATP binding
Source: RefSeq, a predicted model, not a curated record